GCUUGAGCACAGCUUCUCCACAGUCAUAAAGUUUCAGCGCAAAAAGAAACUAAGAAAAUGGAUUCCAUUGAAAAAGCUUCAUUUCCAAUGGAGAAAGCAGACAAGUACAGAUCUUUCUUGUACGAUGAAGCUGAGACCACUGUGUGGAGACAUGGCUGUCCUCCCACCUAUGAUUCUGUCAAUCAGCUCUUUGAAGAAGGCCGAACUAAGGAAUGGCCAAAGGAUUCACUUGAAGAGAUAGUUCAGAAAGCUAUCAAAUCAUGGGAAAUGGAGCUCUCACACAAGAUCCGUUUACAGGACUUCAAGACUAUAAACCCUGAGAAAUUCAAGCUUUUCGUUAAUGGAAGAGAGGGAUUAUCAGCAGAAGAGACGCUUAGAGUUGGGAGCUACAAUGCUCUGUUGAAGAGUUCAUUGCCGAAGGAGUUUCAAUACUACAAAGCAGAAGAAGAAAGUUUUGAAUCGUCUCAUGAAGCGUUUAGAUCAGCUUUUCCUCGUGGUUUUGCAUGGGAAGUGAUGAGUGUGUAUUCAGGGCCUCCUGUGAUUGCCUUCAAGUUCAGACAUUGGGGUUUCUUUGAAGGUCCCUUCAAAGGCCAUGCUCCUACUGGACAAAAGCUUCAGUUCUAUGGCUUCGGAGUUCUUAAGGUGGAUGAAUCACUAAGGGCAGAGGAAGUGGAGGUGUACUAUGAACCAGCAGAAUUGUUUGGUGGGCUAUUGAAUGGACAAUUGAUUUCAGAAUCCCAAACCCAUCAUCACACUCAUGGCUGCCCAUUCUCCAACUAACCCUCUUUACUGUUUUCCAAUGUGAACCUUUCGCUUGCUUCUCUCAUUUUCAGUUCUAUCUUAUCUGCAAUAAAUUUUAUUUUAAGACAAAACAAAAGAUUAAGGUUGUGAUUGGUAUUUUUCAUUUUCUAAUAUUUAAUAUUUUUUUUAACUUCACAAA
This is a messenger RNA of Manihot esculenta (cassava), 940 nucleotides long. Its product is annotated as pathogen-related protein. The record is from RefSeq and is a predicted model, not a curated record. The transcript has 4 exons. Bases 58 to 780 code for a protein of 240 amino acids. NCBI's taxonomy places the organism in Eukaryota, Viridiplantae, Streptophyta, Magnoliopsida, Malpighiales, Euphorbiaceae.